GCCACGUUGGCCAGCGCGUCAGGCCUUCCACGCACUUUUACCUAUUUCUCUCUCCACUCCACUUACUUCCCAAUCAGCAGCAUGGUUCCUCCAGAACAAGACCGCCUUGUCUAUAACAUUAGGCUCUCAUCCGUCGGCCCAGGCCGCGUGACCGGUACGGAUGUGGUUCAUGAGCUUAGCGGCCUUGACUUAGCCAUGAAGCUUCACUACCUCAAAGGGGUCUACUUCUUUAGCAGCCAGGUAGUGGAAGGGCUAACCAUCGCACGCAUGAAGGAAAUCAUGUUUUUUUCGCUCAACGACUAUUAUAUCACCUCCGGCCGGAUCAAGAGAAGCGAGUCAGGCCGACCCUAUAUAAAGUGUAACGAUUGUGGGGUGAGGUUCGUGGAAGGAUUAUGUGAUAAGACAAUCGAUGAAUGGCUAGAGAUGGGAGAUGAUUCCCUUCACAACCUGCUCGUUUACCAUCGAGCCAUCGGCCCAGAAUUAUCAUUUUCUCCUUCAGUUUACUUACAGGUUACUUGGUUCAAAUGCGGAGGAAUUUCAGUGGGGAUGAGCUGGGCCCAUAUCCUUGGAGAUGCAUUUUCAGCCUCUGAUUUCAUCAAUAGUUGGGGCCAAUACAUGGCUGGGCUUAAGCUCAAUGGGCCACUCACCCUCUCAGAGUCAGUUGCCAAGAUUGAAAAACCUGAUGACCCAACCCAACUUGCCAAGGAACCACUUUCUGCAAAGCAGGUCAACCCUGUUGGAGACCUUUGGGUAACUGCCAAUAACUGCAAAAUGGAAACUUUUUCUUUCUUCUUGAGCAAACUACAGCUAUUAACCUUACAUGUAAAGAUAUGUGGUGAAGAUGGAGGUAAAAAAAUUUCGCCUUUCGAGUCCGUUUGCGCUGUUAUUUGGCAAUGCAUAGCCAGAGUUAAAGAAGCAUAUGAACCACAAAUUGUGACAGUUUGUAGAAAAGAUCCCUACCAUGACACUAAUGUUCCUAGCAACAGUCAAAUCAUAAGUGCAGUCAAGGCAAAUUUCUCUGUCACGGAAGCAGAUUUGAACAAGUUAGCAAUGUUGCUAGCUGAAGAUCAGGGCCUGGAUGAAAGAAACAAGAUUGAGGCUGCUGUAGAGAAAGAGAAUGGGGUGACAGAUUACAUCAUGUAUGGGACAAAUUUAACAUUUGUGAACCUGGAAGAUGUCGGUUUAUAUGAAUUGGAGUUAAAAGGACAUAAACCAAUGUUUGCAUAUUAUUCUAUCCAAGGUGUGGGAGACGAAGGAGCAGUUUUGUUUCUUCCAGGGCCCCCAAGUACUGAGAGUGAUGGCAAAGAAAGAUUGGUCACGAUAACUUUGCCAGAGGAUCAAUUACUGAAGCUAAAGUCUGAGCUAAAAAGGAGUGGUUUACUUCUUGCAACUGAACUUGAAUGAUUGCAGCACUUUGCAAUCGGCAUGUGUUCUUGCCUGCGCGUGGGAGUUUUUUUUUGUGUGGAACUACCUUGGCUAUUAGUAAUUAUUAGUACUUUUAUUGUACUGAUAAGAAACUGCAUAUGUUGCUGCACUAUUUCAGGCUUUCAGCCUGGUUGAUAACCAGCAGCAGUAGUUGGUUACAUAAUCAUUGACGUAGUAAUGUACUGAAGAUAACAUGAAAUUGUAAAAUAGAAAAAUAUAUUCAACUCUUGAUGAAUAGUUGAACUCUAAAUGCUACAAGCUUUUGGGAAAUUUUAUCA
This is a messenger RNA of Theobroma cacao (cacao), 1703 nucleotides long. Its product is annotated as HXXXD-type acyl-transferase family protein. The record is from RefSeq and is a predicted model, not a curated record. Gene Ontology annotation, molecular function: acyltransferase activity, transferring groups other than amino-acyl groups. Lineage: Eukaryota; Viridiplantae; Streptophyta; Magnoliopsida; Malvales; Malvaceae.